Amborella trichopoda is the source of this 1809-nucleotide messenger RNA. RefSeq names its product 26S proteasome regulatory subunit 7. Gene Ontology annotation, molecular function: ATP hydrolysis activity; ATP binding. The record is from RefSeq and is a predicted model, not a curated record. Lineage: Eukaryota; Viridiplantae; Streptophyta; Magnoliopsida; Amborellales; Amborellaceae.
GGCAUGAAGGAAGGCCUCUUUUACGGGAUUAGGUUUAUUUCCAAUUUUUCAUUAGAGGAGAAAAAGUAAAUAGAGAGAGAACUGAAGAGUGAGAGAGUUACAGAGCCCUCCAAGAGAGAGAGAGAGAGAGACUAUAAAGCGAGAGUUCUUCAAAGAGAGUAAAAAGUAGAGAGAGAAGAGAGCUGCUGAAUUGUUGCAGAAGCAAUAUGGCGCCUGAACCGGAGGAGGAAAUCAACCAGAAGAAUCCCCGCCCUUUGGACGAGGAUGACAUUGCUCUACUGAAGACCUAUGGUUUGGGGCCUUACUCUACAGGCAUAAAGAAGGUGGAGAAGGAAAUUAAAGAAAUGGCCAAGAAGGUUAAUGAUCUAUGUGGAAUUAAAGAAUCUGAUACUGGUUUGGCUGCCCCAAGUCAAUGGGAUCUCGUCUCUGACAAGCAAAUGAUGCAAGAGGAACAGCCUCUCCAGGUCGCUCGAUGCACAAAGAUUAUUAACCAGAACUCUGAAGAUGCCAAGUAUGUUAUAAAUGUCAAGCAAAUUGCCAAGUUUGUUGUUGGCUUAGGUGACAAGGUAUCCCCCACUGACAUUGAAGAAGGCAUGCGUGUAGGGGUUGAUCGAAAUAAGUAUCAAAUUCAGAUUCCCUUGCCACCAAAGAUUGACCCAAGUGUUACCAUGAUGACAGUUGAAGAGAAACCUGAUGUCACUUACAAUGAUGUGGGCGGGUGUACGGAGCAGAUUGAAAAGAUGCGAGAGGUUGUUGAGUUGCCUAUGCUUCACCCUGAGAAGUUUGUGAAGCUUGGUAUUGACCCUCCAAAAGGUGUACUUUGCUAUGGUUCCCCUGGAACAGGAAAAACACUAUUGGCCAGAGCUGUAGCCAACAGAACUGAUGCUUGUUUUAUUCGUGUUAUUGGAAGUGAGCUUGUUCAAAAAUAUGUUGGGGAGGGGGCGAGGAUGGUUCGUGAACUAUUCCAGAUGGCUCGCUCAAAGAAGGCUUGCAUUGUCUUCUUUGAUGAAGUGGAUGCCAUUGGAGGGGCUCGAUUUGAUGAUGGUGUAGGAGGAGAUAAUGAAGUUCAACGUACAAUGCUUGAAAUUGUAAAUCAGCUUGAUGGGUUUGAUGCUCGCGGUAAUAUCAAAGUUCUAAUGGCAACUAAUAGGCCAGAUACAUUGGACCCAGCACUUUUACGACCUGGUCGACUUGAUCGUAAGGUUGAGUUUGGGUUGCCUGAUCUGGAAAGCAGGACCCAAAUCUUCAAAAUCCACACUAGAACAAUGAACUGUGAGAGGGCUAUCCGGUUUGAGCUCCUUGCUCGCCUAUGCCCCAACUCUACUGGGGCGGAUAUAAGGAGCGUGUGCACAGAGGCAGGCAUGUUUGCCAUUCGAGCUCGAAGGAAAACUGUGACUGAAAAAGACUUCCUUGAUGCAGUCAACAAGGUUAUCAAAGGUUACCAAAAGUUCAGCGCCACUCCUAAGUACAUGGUCUACAACUGAAGUUUCUACAAGCUUCAACUUUCGACUUUCCAUACAGUGGCGAGAGAGGACGAAGGAGACGACUGGAAUUCUUUUCAUCAUUGUUUGAAUCCAUGAUUAUAUGAAGAUUGUGAUGCUUGAAUCCCUGAUUAUAUUGAAGAUUAUGAAGGGAAACCCGAACCUGAUGCACUUCGAAUGUUGAAUAUGCCUCAUUAUUUCCAUUUGAAAAUUCAAAUGAAGAGGAAAGUUAUCUAUAAUGUCUCAUUGUUCAUGUAAUUUAGAUAUCAUUACCUCCCUAUAAUCUCUGUUCCUAUAAACAUUUAUAGUGUCUGAUUGGUCCAAUCAU